AGGAGGGGCGUGGGCCCCGGGCCCUGCUCUAUCUCGAGUGCAGGGCAGGGGCCGCAGUGCCUGGCUGCUGCAGAGCGGGAUCCACCCCAGGACGUCGGGUCGCUGCCGACAUAAUGUCAAGUGGAAAUGAUCUGCAGUCAGAGGCUCUUAGUAAACCCACUUUCAGUGAGGAACAAGCUUCUGCGCUAGUGGAGUCAGUGUUCGGGCUGAAAGUUUCCAAGGUCCAGCCACUUCCUGGCUAUGACGACCAAAACUUUCAUGUCUACGUCACAAAAACCAAAGACGGCCCAACUGAAUACGUCCUCAAAAUAAGCAACACCGAGACUAGCAAGAAUCCAGACCUGAUUGAAGUGCAGAAUCACAUUGUCAUGUUUCUGAAAGCAGCUGGAUUUCCAACAGCCUCUGUGUGUCGCACUAAAGGAGACAACACAACUUCGCUUGUGUCUGUAGAUAGUGGCUCUGAAAUCAAAAACUACUUGGUGAGGCUGCUGACUUACCUCCCAGGAAGACCCAUCGCUGAGAUUCCCAUCAGCCCCCAGCUAUUGUAUGAAAUUGGAAAGCUAGCUGCCAACUUGGAUAAGACACUGGAGAAAUUCCAUCACCCAAAGCUAAGUAGUCUUCAUCGGGAGAACUUCAUCUGGAAUCUGAAAAAUGUUCCUCUUCUGGAGAAAUACCUGUAUGCCCUGGGCCAGAAUCGAAACCGAGAGAUUGUUGAGCAGGUCAUUCAUCUGUUCAAGGAGGAAGUAAUGAGCAAAUUAAGUCAUUUUCGAGAAUGUAUCAAUCACGGAGAUCUCAAUGACCACAAUAUUUUAACGGAGUCCUGCAAGUCAGCCUCUGGAGAUGCUGAAUAUCAGGUGUCUGGGAUUUUAGACUUUGAUGACAUGAGCUACGGCUACUAUGUGUUUGAAGUGGCAAUUACCAUCAUGUACAUGAUGAUUGAAAGCAAGAGUCCUAUACAAGUAGGAGGUCACGUCCUUGCAGGGUUUGAAAGCGUCACCCCACUGACAGCUGUAGAGAGGAGUGCUUUGUUUUUACUUGUAUGCAGUCGUUUUUGUCAGUCGCUUGUCAUGGCCGCAUACUCUUGCCAGCUACACCCAGAGAACAAAGACUAUCUCAUGGUUACUGCAAAAACUGGCUGGAAACACUUACAGCAAAUGUUUGACAUGGGUCAGAAAGCUGUAGAAGCAAUCUGGUUUGAAACUGCCAAAUCCUAUGAAUCUGGGAUCUCCAUGUGACUGAGAUCUCCAUGUGACUAAAAGUUCACUCGAAGUCAGGUCAUUAAAAUAGGACCAAAUCAAAUGUUAGGAAGGAUUUUGCUGCAUAGUUAAAAAUCAGUUGACGGAAUGGAUCCGUUCUGACUAAGGCGCAUGAAAUCCCUUAGAUCUUCAAGCAAUCU
Sapajus apella (tufted capuchin) is the source of this 1396-nucleotide messenger RNA. It is a transcript of the gene HYKK, whose product is annotated as hydroxylysine kinase. The record is from RefSeq and is a predicted model, not a curated record. Gene Ontology annotation, molecular function: amino acid kinase activity. The coding region runs from base 114 to 1235 and encodes 373 amino acids. NCBI's taxonomy places the organism in Eukaryota, Metazoa, Chordata, Mammalia, Primates, Cebidae. The transcript is spliced from 5 exons.